AUGACCUCCAGCAGCUCAGAUGUUUUGAAAAACACCCAGCCUAGCAAAGACCUGGCGUGGUGGGUGCCUAACAUUGACCACAAAAUCACCCCAGAGGUAAGACUAGCCAUCUUCUGCACUUACGAAAUCUCACAGAGCAUGUGCUCAUCUUCGGUGCUGCAGGUUCGUCAAGUCCUCGAAACGUACAGUAACAUCGCUCCCGACGACGUUGUUGAUCAUGUCUACGCCAUACGCGAAAAGGCAUGGUCCAUCCGGCCAUGGCCCUGCACCGGUAUAGGCAAUUUCUUUGCACCAACACUGCCCAAACUCUCCUGCUACGCCGAAAUCCUCUCCCGUAUCAAAUCCGGUGGCAAAAUCCUCGAUCUCGGCUGCUACUGCGGCACCGACCUCCGGCGUCUCGCGCUCGACGGAUGCCCACAGGAAAAUCUCUACGGGACUGAUCUCAUCAACCACUGGGACCUGGGCUUCGCGCUCUAUCGAGACGAGCACAAGUUCCACGCCACGUACGUCGAAGCGGAUUUCUUGCAUCCAAACACCGAACUACUCGGUCUAGCCGGGAAAGUCGAUGCCUUUUCCACGAUCCAUUUCCUGCACAACUGGGACUGGGAGACGCAGCUCAAGGCCGCCACGGCCAUGUGUAGCUUGUCGACGUUGGGCAACAAGGUGGUUGGGGCGCAGGUGGGUACGCAGAGUAAGGAUAGUACGAAAUGGAUUAGAGAAGGGGGACAGGAGGGGUUCAAGGCGCAGAGUGUGGAGUCGUUUGCGAGAUUGUGGGAGGUGGCGGGUGGGAUGACUGGGACGAAGUGGGAGACUGAUGCUGAGAUAAGAGACUGGGAGGUCUUUGGGUAUCGGAGGGAAGAAACGAAGUACUUGGGUGAGGGUGCGGGAAUACUUGAGUUUGCGGUGACUAGGGUGGAGUAA
Molecule: messenger RNA, 921 nt
Organism: Trematosphaeria pertusa
Lineage: Eukaryota; Fungi; Ascomycota; Dothideomycetes; Pleosporales; Trematosphaeriaceae
Exons: 2
Coding region: 1-921 (306 amino acids)
Source: RefSeq, a predicted model, not a curated record